Messenger RNA from Chenopodium quinoa (quinoa), 1826 nucleotides. RefSeq names its product MADS-box protein JOINTLESS-like. Gene Ontology annotation, cellular component: nucleus. NCBI's taxonomy places the organism in Eukaryota, Viridiplantae, Streptophyta, Magnoliopsida, Caryophyllales, Amaranthaceae. Gene Ontology annotation, molecular function: DNA-binding transcription factor activity, RNA polymerase II-specific; protein dimerization activity; RNA polymerase II cis-regulatory region sequence-specific DNA binding. Gene Ontology annotation, biological process: positive regulation of transcription by RNA polymerase II. Bases 823 to 1509 code for a protein of 228 amino acids. The record is from RefSeq and is a predicted model, not a curated record. The transcript has 8 exons.
CCCAAAACAAAUAGAAAUUACACAAAAAUUACUCCUUCCUUUGUCGGAUAUAUCACAAAAACAAACCAAAUGAAGGAAUUUCACAAAUUGAAUAUCAAAACGAACGAUUGAAAAUACCCCCAAAAAAGAAGACAAUUAUAAUUUAUGAAAUUGACUCCCGGCAAAAAAAAAAGCUUUUGUUUCACUAAAUUUGGCUAUGUAACUUUACCCUCCUCUGUUUUCUCUCUCCUCUCUCAUUGCUAGGGUUUGUCAAUUUGUCAUUAAAGUUUGAUGCACCUUAAUACCCAGAUAAAAAAACCCCAAUUCAAUUAUUGAAUUAAACCUUAUUUUCUAUAUGUUCACCCCUUUUACACGGUCAUAAAUACCCAAUUUGCCAAUUUGGUGUUUCUGCUCUUGGGUUUCUUCAAUGUUCUCUUCUUCUUCUGAAAGUUGGGUUUUUUAUGCUAAUUGGGUUGAUUGAGUGAUGUAUCUAAUUUAGGGUUUAUACCUUUGAUUUCCACUAUUUUGUACGCCCUACAUUUUGCUUUUCAGGGUUUAUGCCUUCCACCUGUUUGGUAAAAUGCCUCUGUGAAUUUCGUCAUACUUUGCUAUCAAAUCAAAAAAUAAAAUAUACCCUUUUGAAGUAUUUUGUUUUUGAUUGAUGGGGUUUUCUGGGGUUUUUGAGAUUAUUUGUGUUUUGUACACUGGUUUAUUCUGUGUUUAAACUCCUUUAAAGGAAGGUUUGGUGGUGGUUAGAUUAAAUAUUUAGCUUUUGAAGGAGAGAGAAUAAGUGAGUGAGAGUGAUUGUUUGUAAAAAAAUACAAAAAAAUUAAAAAAGUAAAAAUGGCGAGGGAAAAGAUUCAGAUCAAGAAAAUUGAUAAUACAACAGCAAGGCAAGUGACAUUUUCAAAAAGGAGAAGAGGGUUGUUCAAGAAGGCUGAGGAGCUUAGCAUCUUGUGUGAUGCUGAUGUUGCUCUCAUCCUCUUCUCGGCUACUGGCAAGCUCUUUGAGUAUUCCAGUACCAGUAUGAAGAAAAUACUUGAAAGGCAAAAAUUGCACUCGAAGAACUUGGAGAAGCUGGAUCAACCAUCUUUAAGGUUGCAGCUUGUUGAAAACAGCGACUAUACCAAAUUGAGUGAUGAAAUAGCACAACAAAGCCAACAGCUAAGACAUAUGAGGGGAGAGGAGCUGCAGGGUUUAAGUAUAGAAGAGUUACAACAGCUGGAAAAGUCCCUUGAAUUUGGAUUAAGACACGUCAUGGAUAAAAAGGGUGAGAAAAUUAUGAACGAAAUUGACUUACUCGAGCAAAAGGGUUCUGAGUUGAUGGAAGAGAAUGAGUGGCUAAGACAACAAGUGCUGGAAGCAUCCAAGGGCAUACAACAAGCUGCUGAUUCAGAGAAUGUCAUAUAUGAGGAAGGCCAGUCAUCGGAGUCAGUCACUAAUGGCUAUAGUAGUUCUUCUGGUCCUUCACAGGACAAUGAUGAAAGCUCAGAUCUUUAUCUCAAGUUGGGAUUACCAUACUCUGGCUGACGAAGAGAACAUUAAUGAUCAUUUGCAGUGAGCAGUUGUUACAUAUAAUGCUGUUGGCAGUUGGCCUAUGCACUCCUUCCGUAUGCGCCCGUUGCUCCCGUAAAUAUGUAAAAUAUUAAGCCAUGUAUGUUGUAUUAUCAAUGAUAUCAUACCAUUUGGUCAGGUAAGAAAUGUGGUAUCGAGCGACUAAAGUGGGAGUGAAUGGCGUGGUGAGGUGAUUCAGUUUGUUAGCAUCUGCUUUCAGUUUAUUUAAGCUCACUUGUAUUUAUACACUUGUGACAGUACCGUUAAGUAAUAAUUAAAGUUUUAUUUAGAUA